CCCUUUUUUGACGUCGGUCAAACAAGUGCCCUCUGACGUGGAACUGAAAUAAAUCAGGGAAUAAUUCAUCACACGUUUAGAAAACAGCAACCAAGUCUUCGCAUAACAUUUAAUAUGCAUAUGUUAAGAAGAGACAAGAAAGAAGAAGAGGAUGGUGGAGGCAAUCCAUUCCAUAACCUUGACAAGACUACAGUUUUACAGGAGGCAAGGACGUUCAAUGAGACACCUAUAAACCCAAGGAAAUGUGGAACAAUCCUGACCAAGGUUCUGUACAUGAUCAACCAGGGAGAUCAGACCAUUGGUAGUACCGAGGCAACAGAAGCUUUCUUUGCCAUGACCAAACUGUUCCAGUCGAAAGAUCCCACAUUGAGACGUUUGAUGUACAUGGGAAUCAAGGACAUGUCUAAAAUUGCUAAUGACGUCAUCAUAGUAACAAGCAGUUUGAUGAAGGAUAUGACAGGCAAAGAUGAUCAGUUCCGUGGACCAGCCAUAAGGGCUUUGUGCUCUAUAACAGAUACGACCAUGUUACAGAGCAUUGAGAGGUACAUGAAGCAGGCCAUCGUGGAUAAAAACCAUGCUGUUUCCAGUGCUGCUCUUGUUUCAUCACUGCACUUGAGCAAAGGGAGUCAGGAUGUGACAAAACGUUGGGUGAAUGAGGCACAGGAGGCAGUAUCCAGUGAUAAUGUCAUGGUUCAGUACCAUGCAUUGGGAUUGUUGUACCACAUCAGGAAGCAUGAUAAACUUGCAGUCACUAAACUUGUCAGCAAGUUCAGCAAGCAUUCACUCAAGUCACCAUAUGCUUACUGUCUACUUAUCCGUAUAGCGUGCAAGUUGUAUGUGGAUGAAGAUGCUGGUAAUAGCUCACAGAUGUUUGACUUCAUUGAGAGUUGCUUGAGACACAAGAGUGAGAUUGUGAUAUAUGAGGCAGCACACGCCAUGGUUAACAUGAAAGGGAUUACAGCCAAGGAGCUGGCACCUGCUGUGUCUGUUCUACAGUUGUUCUGUAGCUCACCAAAACCAACACUGAGGUUUGCUGCUGUGAGAACUCUGAACAGGGUUGCAAUGAAACACCCUGCAGCAGUGACAGCAUGUAACCUUGACCUUGAAAAUCUGAUCACCGAUAGUAACCGUAGCAUAGCAACCCUGGCAAUCACCACACUUCUCAAGACUGGAAGUGAAAGCAGCGUGGACAGACUGAUGAAGCAGAUCUCAACAUUUAUGUCGGAAAUCUCUGACGAGUUCAAGAUUGUGGUUGUGCAGGCCAUCCAGUCUCUCUGUCUAAAAUACCCACGUAAACAUGGUGUCAUGAUGAACUUCCUGUCCUCAAUGCUGCGUGAUGAAGGAGGUUUUGAAUACAAGAAGGCGAUUGUUGACAGCAUCAUAACAAUCAUUGAGGACAAUUCAGACGCAAAGGAAGCUGGACUCGCUCACCUGUGCGAAUUUAUUGAAGAUUGUGAACAUACUGUCCUUGCUACGAGAAUCCUCCAUCUGCUCGGAAGAGAGGGACCAAGGACGCCAACACCAUCUAAAUAUAUAAGAUUCAUCUACAACCGUGUGAUCCUCGAGAAUGCUGCAGUGAGGGCAGCAGCUGUUACAGCUAUGGCAAAGUUUGGUGCUCACUGUGAUGAGUUACUAGAUAGCUGUGUAGUGUUGCUGGAGAGGUGUGAACUGGACUCGGAUGACGAGGUCAGGGAUCGGGCAACCUUCUAUGUUAGAGUCCUCAAAGAGAGGCAGAAGGCCCUGAACUCUGCAUAUAUUCUUAAUGGUCUGCAGGUCUCUGUAGUUGGUCUGGAAAGAGCUUUGCACCAGUACACCCUCGAGCCAUCUGAGAAGCCGUUUGAUAUGAAGACUGUACCAUUGGCCACUCAACCAAUCACUGACAAUAGACCUCUACCAGGUAAGGAUGCAGGAGAGACAGUUUCUGCCAAAACCUCGGAAAAAGUGGCCUCUUCCAGACAGGAUGUGUAUGCAGAGCAACUUGCUGCUAUACCAGAAUUUGCAAACCUUGGACCGCUUUUCAAGUCGUCGAGCCUGCCAGUAGAGCUGACAGAGUCCGAGACGGAGUAUGUGGUACGCUGUGUGAAACAUACCUACUCCAGAUACAUUGUGUUCCAGUUUGACUGUACAAACACGUUGAAUGAUCAAGUGCUGGGGAAAGCCACUGUGAGCAUGGAACCUGGGGAUGGAUUUGAAGUAAUCAAGUACAUACCAUGUGCUAGUCUGCCGUAUGAUACUCCGGGUACUACAUACACACUGGUCAGACUGCCAGAAGAUCCUACAAUGGUGACUGGAACAUUCAGCUGCACAUUGAAGUUUGUUGUAAAGGAUUGUGAUCCAAACACAGGAGAGGCAGAUGAGGAAGGUUAUGAUGAUGAAUAUGUGUUGGAAGAUGUUGAGGUUGCUGUUGGUGAUCAUGUACAGAAAGUGAUGAAACCAAACUUUGGUGCAUCCUGGGAGGAAGUUGGUCCAGAUAAUGAAAUGGAGGAUACAUACGCCCUGUCUACAAUGAAAACUUUAGAUGAUGCUGUCAAAAAUAUUAUACAAUACCUGGGUCUACAGCCAUGUGAGAGGUCAGAUAAAGUUCCAGAGGGGAAGAGCUCUCACACACUGUAUCUGGCCGGAGUGUUCAGGGGCGGCCAUGAUGCACUUGUGCGGGCUAAGCUAGCAAUGGCAGAUUCCGGCGUGACCAUGCAGCUCACUGUCCGCUCUACAGAUCCAAAUGUAUCAGAAGUUCUUGUAACCGCUAUUGGUUAAAGAGACAUUUUACACUUUUAAUAGUUAAAUUUCACAGGCUAGAUUUCUACUGCUUCCUGUUUGUGUAUAUGUGACAUUGACUCUACAUUUUUUUUUAAAGUUAUAUAUUGUAUCGGAUAAACAUGUUUUGUAAUUUGCAAAAGUAUUAUAUCUGCUUGUGUUUAUAAUUAUUCUGAGGGAUAUUUACUGUGAAAAUGAAUUGUUAAAAUAUUCAGAAGUACAUGUACAAUUUUUAUGAGAAAAAUUUCUGUUAAUAAUGCAUUCUGUUUCAGUAUCAGCAGUAUGUAAAGAGUAAUUACUGUUUUGACUUUUUGCAUAAAUUAAAUGUUAUAGGCAUGUGCACUUUUAAAAUAUUUCGUAUAUAAAACCUGGAAAGUAAAUGCUGAGAAGGUGCAAAAAAGAAAUAUUUGAAAUGAAAUAAUUGAAAUCUUUACAAACUUGCUAUCAUAAAUAAAAUAUAUUACAAAAAGA
Molecule: messenger RNA, 3225 nt
Organism: Mercenaria mercenaria
Lineage: Eukaryota; Metazoa; Mollusca; Bivalvia; Venerida; Veneridae
Product: coatomer subunit gamma-2-like
Exons: 19
Coding region: 115-2754 (879 amino acids)
Biological process (GO): protein secretion; endoplasmic reticulum to Golgi vesicle-mediated transport; organelle transport along microtubule
Cellular component (GO): Golgi membrane; endoplasmic reticulum; endoplasmic reticulum-Golgi intermediate compartment
Molecular function (GO): structural molecule activity
Source: RefSeq, a predicted model, not a curated record